Messenger RNA from Beauveria bassiana ARSEF 2860, 3018 nucleotides. Its product is annotated as peptidase family M28 family. The transcript is spliced from 3 exons. Gene Ontology annotation, molecular function: metalloexopeptidase activity. Lineage: Eukaryota; Fungi; Ascomycota; Sordariomycetes; Hypocreales; Cordycipitaceae. The coding region runs from base 1 to 3018 and encodes 1005 amino acids. The record is from RefSeq and is a predicted model, not a curated record. Gene Ontology annotation, biological process: proteolysis.
AUGGCCAUCUGGAACCCGUUCGCCUUUCGGCCCUGGCCCGUCUUCUUCUGGACCACAGUCACCUACCUAGCCAUCCUCAUCCCGCUCCUCUACGUCCAUGAGACGGUCCCUGCGAUACCCAAGCAUGAGGCGCUGCCGGCCGGCGUCAACCUCACGGAUGCCUGGAUCGACCUACAGCGCAUCACCGCGCACUACCAUCCCUACAACAGCCAUGCCAACGACGAGGUUCGCGAGUAUCUCGCUAAGCGCGCGAGGCAGAUUCUGGACCAGAACAAGGCCCUUUACACCGUUGACCGUUCUGGCGGCCGAGUAUGGAGGGCCGACGCGCGCACAGCUGCCGGGAACGCGCCCAGUGUAACACUGUUCGACGACCAAGUCUCCAACGCGACGUUCAUCACCGAAAACACCGUCAAGGGCCGCAAGGCUGACACCCAGUCUGGACAAUAUUUUGAGGGGACCAACCUCUACGCCUACAUUCGCGGCAAAGAGGACCCGGAGGGUGAAUGGUGGAGCUCCGAUGACGCCGCCGAGACAUUCCGAGGCAAGGGUGGUGUCCUCGUCAACUGUCACUACGAUUCUGUUGCCACCGCCUAUGGCGCUACUGACGAUGGCAUGGCUUGCAUCACCUUGCUGCAGCUGCUGAGCCACUAUACCACUGAGGGAAACCAGCCAAAGCACGGCAUCGUUCUCCUGUUCAACAAUGCCGAAGAAGAUGGUCUACUCGGAGCCAUUGCUUUUGGAUACAGCCCAUUGCGCCAAUUCUGCCAUACAUUUGUCAACCUCGAGGGCGCCGGAGCUGGUGGCCGUGCCAUGCUAUUUCGCACCACGGACUUGGAAAUUGCCAAGGCAUAUGGCUCUACUCGACAUCCUUUCGGCUCCAUCAUUGCCGCAGACGCCUUUGAGUCUGGCGUCAUCAAGAGUGGUACCGACUAUCAGAUUUUCGCUGACCACUAUGGCCAGCGCGGCAUGGACAUUGCGUUUUAUUCACCGCGCUCACGAUAUCACACAGAGGACGAUGACACCCGACAUGCUUCGGUGAGCAGCAUAUGGCACAUGCUCUCCGCCGCCCUUUCCUCUACAAAGUCGCUCUCUGAAACCACUGGUACUCUGUUCCAUGGCGAUCGCGCUGACAACAGAAACGACUUGGUCCAGAAUGGCAAGCCGACGCGUGGUGUGUGGUUCGACUUCUUCGGCAGCGCCUGGGCCGCUUUUGCGCUUAGGGGCCUCUUUGCCUGGACCCUGACGCUCCUUAUUGCCUCGCCACUCAUUCUAUUCAUUGUUACUGUCCUUUUGAUCAAGCAAGACAAGUACUACUUCUUUGCGAGCAGCACCCAGGCAGACUCUGGCUUGACCGACAGUCUUCUCGCUCUGAAUGGCUGGCGCGGGUUGUUCCGUUUUCCUUUCGCUCUCAUAUUCGCCUCUGCCCUUACCUUUGGUUCCAUUAGACUCGUGGGUAAAGUCAAUCCGCUCAUCAUUUACAGCAGCAAUUACGCAGUCUGGGCCAUGUCCAUCUCAAUAUUCUACUCUUCGUUUUGGCUCAUCAUGCGGGGCUCCAGCUACGUUCGCCCAAGCGCCCUUCACCGCGGCUAUUCUUUAAUUUGGCUUUUUGUGUUAACCUGGGCUUUUCAAAUCUUUGUCGCGGUCUGCGAAGACCGCUUUCACGUUGGAGCCUUUUAUUUUGCCGCCUUCUUCCACACUGGCGUCUUCUUGGCUGUUCUCAUCUCGCUCCUGGAGUUGUUUGCACUCCCGUCCAAGUCCGCCUUUGCCAGACAGGUGCAAGAUGCGGAUCCCCCCAGCAACCACAUCGCAAGCAUCGAUCAGAAUAACGACGGCGCCCACGACGACAACGAGGAGGAGGAAGAGCCGACAGAAGAAACCCCUCUCAUAGCUGAUGAGGAGGGCCACAGUGGAGCCGACAACGAGGACCAAACCACUUUUGCUACAACUUAUAGAAGAAGACCUGCUCCUGCUGAUGAUGGCCUGAAAAAGGCGACGGCUCCAACUCGUGAGCCGUACGCUAACGAGCAAUCCUGGUCCGGUCGCCUUCCAAGCUGGACUUGGUUCCUUCAGUUGCUCGUCCUUGCUCCCAUUCAUCUUAGCAUCACCGCGAACACGGCUCUUGUGCAGACCGCUGCCAUGGCUCAGACGAGCGUUGAUGGUAGUGACAAGCUUCUACCUCUGCUGGCUGUCGGACUUUUGACUAUUGUUCUGUUACUUCCCUUGACACCUUUCAUACACCGUGUCAAUCACCAACUGCCAACUUUCUUGUUCCUGGCAUUCAUCGGCACGCUCGCCUACAACUUGUUGGCUUUCCCAUUCUCCUCCGACUACCGAUUCAAAUAUUUCUUUCAACAGACAAUCGACGUGGACAAGGAUACGAACCAAGUCUCCAUCUACGGCAUUCCGGAAUACACCCGCGAGAUUAUCCAAGCGCUUCCCGGAGCAGCUGGGCAGAGCAUAGAAUGCAAGGCAAGCAAAUCUCGCGUCGGCCUUUGUGUCUAUGACGGAAGCGCGCAGCCUCCUAACGUGGCACCGGGGUUUGAAACCAGAGACCUUGUGACGCUUCGUGCUUCUAAAUCUUCCGACGGCAAGUCUGUCAAUCUGCAGCUAGACGCCAUCGAUACCAGGACGUGCACCAUCAGCUUCUCGUCACCCGUGUCCGGAUUUGCCGUGGAAAAUGCUGCGCCGAUUGAGAAACGACCUUCGGAUGGAAUCAACAGCGUGCGACUGUGGCGACGCAGAUGGGAAGGCCCAUGGAAUGUAACUUUACAGCUCGGUAGCAGCCGUAGCCUUGCAGAUUCUGCUGUGGAGGAGGAAGAGGAGGAUAUCUUUGCCAGUGAGGAGCUCAAGAUCAGGGGGGAUGCUUUUGAAGUGACAGCAAGCUGCAGUUGGAGCGACGCCAACGUGGCCUCCACCAUCCCUGCUUUUACAGAAUUCAAGCGGUACGCGCCACGGUGGGCUGUGCUAUCUAAAGCGAGUGUCGGCCUGGUCGAGGUGAAGAAGACGAUCAAGGUUUGA